CCGAGUCAUCUGCUUAAUCGUCAACCAAGUGCAAUGUGUCCUGCUCGUGACAAGAACAAUAAGUCAGUGAGUACUGUACCGAGGAAAUCGAACAAGAGCAAAGGAAGUUUUGUCCUGCCAGUUUAUCCUCGUGGAGAACCUGCUCCUGCUCGAAAACGAAAGAGCCCUAAGCCAGAUGGUCACGAGCUUGAAUUGGAAACCGAGCAUACGGUCCCAUGGAUUGCUGCAUUGACCACCUAUUUUUCAUAUGCCAUUUUGAUGGUUUUUGGCACUUUGCGCGAUGCUGUCUUCAAUGUUAUGUGCGUUGUUGACCCUGGACGCUACCGUUCUCCGACACCUAAAGGCUUUGCCAAAUUGAUGAACGAUUUCCAAGAUUUUUACACAAGGCGCCUCUACCAUCGUAUUCAGGAUUGCUUCAAUCGACCUAUAUCAAGUGCACCAGGGGCAUGGAUCGAUGUCAUUGAGCGUGAAUUUGCUAAUGCUGAAAUGAGUACCAUGCGGCAUACUGGAAGCCAUGUUACAGCACUGAAUCUUUCAUCUUAUAAUUAUCUUGGUUUUGCUGAGUCGGAUCUUGAAAUGAGGGAUGAGGUUGUAUCAUCUAUGAGGAGGUUGGGGGUUGGAAAUGCAAGCUCAAGGACGGAGUUGGGUACCACGGAUGUUCAUCACGAGCUCGAAGCCAGGGUGGCACGAUUUUUGGGAAAGGAGGCUGCAAUUGUUUUUGGAAUGGGUUUUGCAACGAAUUCCACGGUUUUGCCAACUUUAGUCGGUUCUGGGGGACUGAUCAUCUCGGACGAAUUGAACCACUCAUCUAUUGUGACUGGAGCCAGGAGCAGUAAUGCCAGGAUCAAGGUGUUCAAGCACAACUGUGCCAAAAGCUUGGAAGAAAUACUUCGCAGCUCCAUUGCAGAGGGACAACCGCGUACAAAACUUCCAUGGAAGAAGAUUCUUGUGGUUGUUGAAGGACUUUACAGUAUGGAGGGAGAAGUAUGUGACCUCAAGAACAUUGUUCAAGUUUGCAAGAAGUACAAGGCCUACGUGUACGUGGAUGAAGCCCAUAGUAUUGGUGCAUUGGGUGCGACUGGUCGGGGUGUUCUGGAAUACUGCGGAGUUGAACCAGUCGAUGUCGAUGUCAUGAUGGGAACGUUCACCAAGUCGUUUGGGUCAGUCGGAGGGUACAUUGCGUCCACCAAGGAGGUGAUUGACUACAUCAGGAGAAUGUCACCAGGAUCAAUCUAUGCUUGCUCAAUGUCUCCUGGUUGUGUAACGCAGGCUAGUCUGGCCCUGCGAAUGAUUGCUGGAGAAGACGGCACCGACAAGGGAAAGAAAAAACUUGACCAGCUGAGGCGCAAUUCCAACCUAUUUCGGGCUGGCCUUCAGAGAAUGGGGUGUGAGGUGCUUGGGCACACGGACUCUCCUGUGAUUCCAGUGAUGCUGUACAACCCAGCAAAGAUUCCUGCGUUCUCCAGAGAAUGUUUGGCCCGCAAAUUAGCAGUAGUUGUUGUUGGAUUCCCAGCCACUCCGCUGAUCAAAUCAAGGGUUCGAUUUUGUUUGUCUGCAGCUCACACAGAGGAGGACUUGAUCUCAGCCUUAAAAGUCAUCGACGAAGUUGCUGAAAGAGUUAUGAUCAAGUAUAAAUGGACUGGACGUCCCAAUGUCGCCCCAUCAGCAGUGGUACAACGUUUAAGUCAGGAGUACUUUGUGGAUGUGGUUGGCGAGUGGGAUGCCACUCAUUUCAACUGGAGGGACACGAUCACGAUCGAUACCAACGGCCGUUUUGCACGCGGUAAUGGCGAACAAGGCAGUUGGAAUGUGCAGGAGAGAAACGGCAAGACCGUUCUUCGUCUUGAAUGGGAUCGCUGGCCAACGGAGGAGUUGGAGUUGGUGCACAUGGAUCAAAGAGACCCAUGCGCUAGUCCGCGCAGACAUGUCUUCAAGGGGCAUGGCAACAUUAUCACUGCUAAUAGCAACACCAUCCCUUUCCCUGACCUUAUCCCUGGCUCGCACUCUACUUUCACCCUCCGCCCCAAGGGUUCUUUGAUAUCCCCCAACGUGAGCCCAAUGCCGAGCCCGUCGAAGCCCGCAGCCACUUCCCGCAUCUCUCAACGCAAGAUCCAGUAACUGCCGCAGCUGCCCAAAUAUAGGCUGAUAUCUUCGAGACCACCUCGAUGCUAGAAUUGUAUUGUUUAACAUUUGAUAAAUUCUUUGUUUGUGGGAUCAGUUAGACGCUGAUUCUGCUCCUUU
Messenger RNA from Guillardia theta CCMP2712, 2241 nucleotides. RefSeq lists its product as hypothetical. The transcript has 14 exons. Gene Ontology annotation, cellular component: serine palmitoyltransferase complex. The record is from RefSeq and is a predicted model, not a curated record. Bases 34 to 2118 code for a protein of 694 amino acids. Gene Ontology annotation, biological process: ceramide biosynthetic process; sphingosine biosynthetic process. Lineage: Eukaryota; Cryptophyceae; Pyrenomonadales; Geminigeraceae. Gene Ontology annotation, molecular function: pyridoxal phosphate binding; serine C-palmitoyltransferase activity.